Esox lucius (northern pike) is the source of this 1684-nucleotide messenger RNA. RefSeq names its product coenzyme Q2 4-hydroxybenzoate polyprenyltransferase (gene coq2). The record is from RefSeq and is a predicted model, not a curated record. Bases 194 to 1564 code for a protein of 456 amino acids. Gene Ontology annotation, cellular component: mitochondrial inner membrane. Gene Ontology annotation, biological process: ubiquinone biosynthetic process. Lineage: Eukaryota; Metazoa; Chordata; Actinopteri; Esociformes; Esocidae. The transcript has 8 exons.
AAAAUAUCAGUGAUUAAUCAUAUUUCAUUAAACAAUCUCUUCUUCCCUCAAUGUGUUUAUUAAGUCUUAUUAAGGAAAGGACAUUUAAUGUUUAUUGCAAUGCAUGUCAGAUAUCACCAAGCUAGCUAACAUACCAUAACUGUUACAUCGCUAACAUCAAGUUAGCCACACCCUUCAUAGCAACGAUUUUAGCAUGUUUUUGAUACACGCAUCGCUUCCGAUAUCAUUGGAUUGUAAAACAUGGGACCAAAGCAAUACAUCAUUUAAAGAUUUUAAAAAUUACUACAUGUUUUAUGGGAUUGGUGAAUGCACGUUGUAUGUCCUAGAGUCUGGACUCAACAGAUGUGAGUCUGAGGGUCAUUUGCGUUUGACGGAAGAGAGGAAUAAAAUGCUCCCCGCCAGGUUCACCGGUCAAAACAUCUGGCUGAGGAUUCACCAUGGACCCUUAUCCAACCUCCACUGCUUCUCCAGCAGUUACCAGAACAGACAGAAGAAAAUGGAGGUCUCCACUUGCAACAGGGAUUUGUGUGUUUUUAAACGACUCUUCCACAGCCAGAGAUCAUGGUUGUUACGUGCACCAGCCAGACUGGACACCACCACACUCUUUGGGAAAAGACAAUUCAGCCUGUCAGCAGCUGGCAUUGUAAACUCUGCUCCAGCUCCUGUGCAACCUUACCUAAGAUUAAUGAGAUUUGACAAACCCAUCGGAACAUGGCUGCUGUACCUGCCUUGCACGUGGAGCAUUGGCCUGGCUGCAGACCCAGGGUGCCUCCCACAUCUAGGCAUGCUCACAUUAUUUGGAACUGGGGCUCUGCUGAUGAGAGGGGCUGGCUGCACAAUCAAUGACAUGUGGGACAAGGACUUUGACAAAAAAGUUGCCAGGACAGCUACUCGGCCCCUUGCUGCAGGGGAGAUUUCUCAGAUGCAGGCCCUAACCUUUUUGGGAGGUCAGCUCUCUCUGGCUCUGGGGGUGUUGCUUUGCCUCAAUUAUUACAGCAUAGCCCUGGGAGCAGCUUCGCUAUCACUGGUAGUCACAUAUCCACUAAUGAAGAGGAUCACCUACUGGCCACAGCUUGUAUUGGGACUGACCUUUAAUUGGGGAGCACUGAUUGGUUGGUCAGCUGUCAUGGGCUCCUGUGACUGGUCGGUGUGCCUACCUCUAUAUUUCUCAGGAGUGAUGUGGACAUUAAUUUAUGACACCAUCUACGCGCAUCAGGACAAAGACGAUGAUGUCAGGGUAGGGGUCAAGUCUACAGCAUUGAGGUUCCAGGAGCAAACCAAGCCAUGGCUCAGUGGGUUCUCGGUGGCCAUGAUGUCAGGGCUGGUUUUGGCUGGACUCAAUGCAGAACAGACUCUGCCUUACUACGCAACACUACUCAUUGUGGCUAGUCACCUCUCACAUCAGAUUUACACAUUGGACAUCAACAAACCAGAGGACUGCUGGAAGAAAUUUGUCUCAAACAGAAACCUUGGACUAUUGUUGUUUUUAGGAAUAGUCUGUGGGAAUUUGUGGAAAGGAAGAAGAGACACUUUAUUGCAGAAUGACAAACUACCGGCACAAUGAACCUUUUGGAAAUAAAUGUGCAGAGGACAUUGUAGAUAUUGAGUACUACACCACCCAUUAUUUUGUAGUUCUUUUCUUUUUUGGGUGUUGUCUCAAUAAAGCUAGUGUUGGGCAAAAACA